Anoplopoma fimbria (sablefish) is the source of this 3261-nucleotide messenger RNA. RefSeq lists its product as uncharacterized. The transcript has 17 exons. Gene Ontology annotation, molecular function: protein binding. The record is from RefSeq and is a predicted model, not a curated record. Lineage: Eukaryota; Metazoa; Chordata; Actinopteri; Perciformes; Anoplopomatidae. The coding region runs from base 481 to 2061 and encodes 526 amino acids. Gene Ontology annotation, cellular component: THO complex part of transcription export complex. Gene Ontology annotation, biological process: regulation of DNA-templated transcription elongation; mRNA export from nucleus; signal transduction.
CUUACAUGCACUGCUCUGUAACUGCGCAGCACGCUGAUCCCAAAAGCUGCAACGCCUUCUGUGCGCAGCGCAAACAUUGAACAACAUGAUGUGUAGAUCUGCAUUUUUUUUUUAAUUAAUUUGUUUGCACACAUGCACAGUGUUUGUGAAAGGAAACAAUACAAUCCACAUCCACACUGCAACACGGCUGUUUUUCCCUUUUUUGGAUUUUUAGGAUACUUUGAGCGCAUGUUUUGGGUUAAACUCAUAGAAUACGUUUUGUUUUGCUGAGUCAGGGAUGCUGCACACAAGGGACCGAGAAAUGUGAAUAGUCAAGCCCACGAGGGUUCCGAUGAUCUUUAUUGUGCCAAUUACUGCCCAGCGCUUAAACUAGACACUGAUAGCCGAUGAUACGGUCAUAUUGCCUUCCAGGUGCUUGAAUGCGCAGCCGCUGCAGGGGCUGAAGAACAGAAAGCAUCGGGGUGUUUGGUUACAGAGAGGAUGGUGGCGGAGAUGGCGAGCUGCGGAGCGGCUAGUCACCUGGAGGACGGAGAUGGAGAUAUCCCUGCACUUGAAAACAAAGAAAACCUGAGAGAAAGUGACAGCAGCAGCUCAGAAAACACUGGGACCUCCUCCUCAGAGGAGGAAGAUGAAGAGGAGGAUGAAGAAUGUGAAGGCUCUGCUGAGAAGGAUGGAGGAGAGGAAGACAAUGAAGAGGCUGCAGAGGAGUCUAAAAAUGAUUCAGUCCCUGGACCUGAAGCAGAUUUUUCAAUUGGGAAGGUCCUGACAGAUGAGACGCACUUCAAAUCAUGCUGUGAAAAAUGCAAAGCCGUCCAGCAUAGCCACGGCAAUGAGCUUGUUACCCCCAGGAGGAUCUCUAAGGGACGAUUACAGGUGCAGCUUGAAGGGGAGGGUACAUACCAGUGUACAAUAACUGGCCUGGUGUUUGAGGCAUCGGAGCGGGUGCUCGUGCGGUACUCAGUCUUGUCCUGGUCCAAGUUCGGUGCGUUCCUCCGGGACUCCUGGAAAUUUGCUGGACCCAUCUUUAACGUGGACACAGUCAAUAAGGACGCUUCUGUCCUCACGUCCAUCCAGUUCCCUCACUCCGUCUGCCUUGCCGAUCCAGAAAAUGAGAUGACAUUCAGUGUCCUGCACAUCAAGGACAACCGUCCACUCAUCGAGCCGACAGUGGACCACUCAGGUAGCCACGUUAAGUGGAAUGUGACUUCCCUUUCACCCGUGGGUCCCAUCAUUCAGACAAGCCAAUCUGUAGAGCACCACGGCGUGGUCCUGGUCUACAAGCAGCUGUGCAGUGACAACAACAACAACAACUACAGCUUCCACAUCUACCUGGCCACCAACAGCACAUCUGACAUCAAGGAUAUUUGCAAACAGGUGCGGGGCUACAAGAAUCGCUACAUUCGUAUAGAGAAGCCUCCAACAUGUAAACUGGAUGAGGCGACGUAUCGUCUCCUGAGCGAGCCAGAGGGAGAGAUCAAACCUCAGGAUUUGAAAUUCACCCUUGCAGUGACCAAGAUGAAAGGCUACUUUGAAGCAUUCUUUGAGCAGCCUCCUCCCUUUAAAUUAUCUCUCAUAGAGACCAGCACUGAGGAGACUGUAUGGUCCAGCACCAUCAGAGAAGGUGACUGUGUGGAUAACACAGAAAAGAAGCCAAGGAAAAGGACAAGCAGCCGACAGAGGAGCAGCAGCCCCUCAGAGGAAGAGACAGCCUGUAAAAGGCCUCGCUGGCAGGACGAGUCAGAUGGAGUGAAAACAGGGAUUACUCUGGGCCAGAAUAUGUCAGAAAAGCAGCUACUGCAGGUGGCCAAGCGGCUCGGGAAGGAGUGGAAGCAGGUGGCCAUCUAUCUAGACUUGAACUCCACGGAGCUGGAUGACAUCCAGGCAACAGAGAAAGAUGUGACCAUGCAGAAGCACAAGAUGCUGGUGAAGUGGAAGAGCAGAAGGCAGCCGGGAGAGGCCACGGCAUACCACCUGCGGAAAAGUUUAGAGGAACUGGAUGACUUGCCAAAUGAGGUCCAUCAGAAACUGCAAGACUUGAUAGACAAUCCAGAAGCUCAGUGAAAGAGAUUUGCCAUCAAUGGACUGUUGAAUAUUUGUUCUCCAUCAUCAGGAAGAAAAAAUAAAACCUCAGGAAUACAACAAAGCAGAGGAUGAAUAUGGACCAAACAUUAGAAUAUUUUCUGGAAAUGAAACUGAUCGAUGGGUUUUUGUAUAGCUGCAUUUCAUGAAAAGGGACACUUUCUUAACUUUGGAAGGGCAUUUUCCCUUAUUUUGUUUAAAUCUAUUCUUUUGAUUCUGCAAUAAAUACAGAAUAGAAAAGCUUCACGUAAAGCUUCCCUUGUGUAAAGGGUUACUAGGUUAAAAAAUGACCAAAAGAGCUAGAGGUGUAGAGGUCAUUGAGGUAUAAAGUAGCUAGUUCUAUAGCCAGUAAGAUGUAAAUGUAGGUGAUGCAGUGUUGAAACUGCAAAAAAAUGGGAAUAUUCCAACGGGUGUAUGUAAUCGUUUCAUUUUUAAAUGUUAUGUUUGUGGGACUUCACACCCAUGUGUAAGUGACUGUCCAAAGUGUGACAGACUAAAGUACUGAGCUAUUUUGUAUAUCAUAUGUUUUUAUAUCCGUCCUGUACAUAUCUUUUUUUACCCACUAUUUCAAACCUGUGAUCAGUUUAUGUGUAUGCUUUUAUGUUUGUAUGUUUGUGUUUUAUUUGACAACUCUGAAGCUAUACAACUAAAUGGAGACGCAUUAAUAAUGUAUAUUUUAACUUGAAUUAUGAAUCCAUUACUGCCCACCUGUGACUGGAACACACAUCUUGUUAAGUAUAAAUGUUGUGUGUGUUACAAAUGUGUACACUGUGGAAAAAGACUAAUUACAAGCAUUUCGAUACAGGGCUGGAUUUAACUUUCCUCUUGGUACGGCUACAAAAACAAACUACUGUAUGCUGCAUGCGGAAACAUUUCAGUAAUUUCUUCUCAGCAUCCCUACAUAAGUCACAGCUUUGUUUCUGUUUUACCUGCUUUCAAAGGACACUGUUUCCAGACAUCUCAACACUAUUUGGGAAAAGCUGCAGGAAUGGUAUCUGUACUGUUGAGUAUUUUAGGGUCUUCCAUGCCCAUAUGAUGCAGUUAUGUUUACAUUCUGAGAACAGGGAUACUUCCUUAAAGAACUUACCACCAAAAAUAGGUCUUUUUUGCAUUUGGUUCUAUAAUGUCUGAGUUUCUCUAAAGAAUUUUGGAAUAAUUGUAAUAAAGCAAAUGUUGACUGAA